This is a messenger RNA of Ricinus communis (castor bean), 3553 nucleotides long. Its product is annotated as pentatricopeptide repeat-containing protein At5g14770, mitochondrial. NCBI's taxonomy places the organism in Eukaryota, Viridiplantae, Streptophyta, Magnoliopsida, Malpighiales, Euphorbiaceae. The transcript has 2 exons. Gene Ontology annotation, molecular function: protein binding. The record is from RefSeq and is a predicted model, not a curated record. Bases 239 to 3355 code for a protein of 1038 amino acids.
AGAAAAGAAAAAAGAAAAGAAAUGGCUCAUCUGGUAGAGACGAUGUCGUUUGUCCGAAACGCAGGGACACGCCCUGCCUUCUUCUUCCUUGGAGAGCUUCCUUGGUUACUCAAGGAGGCUGCAGACACAGAGCCAUGCCAGCUAUACACAGGGAGAAGCCAAUCAAAUCAAAGUAAGAGAGAGAGAGAGAGAGAGAGAGAGAGAGAGAGAGAGAGAGAGAGUGAGUGUGUGUGGAAUUAUGAUAAAGCAUUUAAAGAACCGGACAAAAGCCUUCUCUCCCUCAAAUUUUCUCUCAAAAUCUUUCACCGUCUCACCAACAAAACACCCUUUUCCCUCCUACACAAAGCCCCACAAAGACCCAACAUUCCUGAAAUCCUCUUGUGGUUUUCAGUAUAUGCACACAAAUACAACUCCACCGUCAAGAUCAUAUCUUUAUGCUUCAUUUUUUUGUACUCUAAUACACCUAUACUUGACCUGCGGUAGACUUUCAAAAGCUACAGACACAUUUUAUGACAUGAGAAAACAUAAUAUUGUUCCAACUUUGCUUCUCUGGAAUCAGCUCAUUUACCAUUUCAAUGCCUUCGGGCUGGUCUCUCAGGUAUGUGAUAUCUAUACUGAGAUGUUGUGUUCUGCAGUUCCGCCUAAUGUUUAUACCCACAAUGUAUUGGUACAUGCUUGGUGUAAGAUGGGUAAUUUAAUUUUAGCUUUAGAUUUGCUUAGGAAUGUUGAUGUCGAGGUUGAUACAGUUACCUAUAAUACUGUCAUUUGGGGGUUUUGUCAGCAUGGUUUGGUUAAUCAGGCAUUUGGGUUUUUGUCAAUUAUGGUAAAGAAAGAUACGUGCUUUGAUACUAUUACUUGUAAUAUAUUGGUUAAAGGCUUUUGUAGAAUUGGGUUGGCUAAGUAUGGAGAAAGGAUUAUGGAUAAUUUGGUUAGUGGAGGGACUUGUAAAGAUGUUAUUGGCUUCAAUACGCUGAUUGAUGGGUAUUGUAAAGCAGGAGAGAUGAGUUUGGCGCUCGACUUGGUUGAAAGAAUGAGAAAAGAGGGUUUGUUGUCUGAUAUUGUUAGUUAUAAUACUUUGAUCAAUGGUUUUUGCAAAAGAGGUGAGUAUGACAAAGCGAAGAGUCUACUUCAUGAGAUUUCAGAGUCUAGAGGAGUUAAAGAUAGUGUAUUUUUUAAUAUUGAUGAUAGAAUCAAGAAGGAUGAUAAUCUGAAUUUGGAAGCAGAUCUCAUCACUUACACCACUAUCAUAAGCACAUACUGUAAGCAGCAUGGGCUUGAGGAAGCACGUGCGUUAUAUGAAGAAAUGAUUAUUAAUGGAUUCUUGCCUGAUGUAGUUACUUAUAGUUCCAUUGUAAAUGGCCUUUGCAAGGAUGGGAGGUUAUCAGAAGCACAAGAACUGCUAAGGGAGAUGAAGAAGAUGGGUGUGGAUCCUAAUCAUGUGGCUUAUACUACUCUCAUUGAUUCAUUAUUUAAAGCAGGGAGUGCUUGGGAAGCUUUUGCCUGUCAAAGUCAAUUGGUGGUCCGUGGGAUGACCCUUGAUUUGGUUAUGUGCACCACAUUGGUCGAUGGGCUUUUCAAGUCUAGCAAGCCCAAGGAAGCAGAGGACAUGUUCAGGGCACUUUCAAAACUCAAUCUUAUUCCAAAUAGUAUUACUUACACAGCAUUGAUUGAUGGAUAUUGCAAGGUAGGAGACAUGGAAAGAGUGGAGUCUCUUUUGCAAGAAAUGGAGGAGAAACAUAUCAAUCCCAAUGUCAUCACGUAUUCUUCUAUCAUAAAUGGAUAUACAAAGAAAGGAAUUCUAGAUGAAGCUAUUAAUGUUAUGAAGAAGAUGCUAGAUCAAAAUAUUAUUCCAAAUGCUUAUGUUUAUGCUAUACUAAUUGAUGGAUAUUGCAAGGCAGGUAAACAAGAAAUUGCUACUGAUCUCUAUAAUGAAAUGAAAUUGAGUGGACUGAAAGUAAACAAUGUUCUAUUUGAUGUUCUGGUAAACAACUUGAAAAGAGGUAAAAGAAUGGAUGAAGCUGAGGAAUUACUUAAAGAUGUGACUUCUAGGGGCUUGUUGCUUGAUCAUGUUAACUAUACAUCUCUAAUGGAUGGCUUCUUCAAGGCAGGAAAGGAGUCAGCUGCUCUAAACAUGGUUGAAGAAAUGACUGAGAAAAGUAUACCAUUUGAUGUUGUUACGUACAAUGUACUAAUAAAUGGUCUCUUAGAACAUGGAAAAUAUGAAGCAAAAUCUGUUUAUAGUGGAAUGAUAGAGAUGGGUUUGGCUCCGAACCAAGCUACAUAUAACAUCAUGAUUAAGGCAUACUGCAAACAGGGGGAACUAGACAAUGCCCUUGAACUGUGGAAUGAGAUGAAGAGCCAUAAGAUAAUGCCAAGUUCAAUAACUUGCAAUACCCUAGUAGUAGGACUUUCUGAAGCUGGUGAAAUCGAAAAAGCAAUGAAUGUUUUGAAUGAAAUGUCGGUUAUGGGAAUUCAUCCCAACCUGGUCAUCCAUAGGGUUCUUCUUAACGCAUCUUCAAAAAGUGGAAAGGCCAAUGCAGUCUUGCAAAUGCAUGAGCAACUUGUUGAUAUGGGACUUAAAAUCAAUCAAGAAGCUUAUAACAAUCUGAUUGUUGUCUUUUGCAGGUUGCGUAUGACUAAAAAAGCCACUUCAGUGUUGAAAUACAUGAUUAGGGAUGGGUUUGUAGCAGAUACGGUCACUUAUAAUGCCCUCAUUCGUGGGUACUGUGAAAGCAGUCAUGUCAAGAAGGCGUUGGCCACCUAUACUCAGAUGUUAAAUGAAGGAGUUUCUCCAAAUAUUGUUACAUACAAUCUUCUUCUAGGCGGUCUUUUAGGAGCCGGUUUAAUGGCAGAGAGAGAUGAAUUAUUUGAUAAAAUGAAGGAAAAUGGCUUGAACCCGGAUGCUUCAACAUACGAUACUUUGAUCUCUGGAUAUGGUAAGAUUGGAAAUAAGAAGGAAUCCAUAAGGCUGUACUGUGAAAUGGUUGCACAAGGCUUUGUUCCCAAAACUAGCACAUAUAAUGUGCUUAUUAGUGAUUUUGCUAAGGUGGGAAAGAUGGACCAGGCUAGAGAGCUUCUGAAUGAGAUGCAAGUGAGAGGUGUGCCCCCAAGUUCUUCCACUUACGAUAUAUUAAUCUGUGGAUGGUGCAAUUUAUCUAAACAUCCUGAUCUAGAUAGGACUUUGAAAAAGAUAUACCGAACUGACGCAAAAAAUUUAAUCACAGAGAUGAAUGAUAAAGGGUUUGUCCCAUGCAAAAGUACAAUUGCUUGUAUCAGUUCUACCUUUGCUAGACCAGGAAAGAUGCUUGACGCUGAGAAGCUGCUAAAGGAAAUGUAUAAAAGAAAGAGUGUUUAGUAGAGGACAGAAACAGAAGACAACUGUAGCCAGCCCUUUCUGUGACAGUGGACAUACGUAUUGUUAUGCUGCUCCAUGCUCUCAAAUGCAGAGAUAGGUGUACUGUACUGGGAAGCAAAGGCAAAAAUGUGUUGCACUACCAUUUUGAGCUGUAAAGCAGACUGCGGAACUAAAUUCAUCCUUCUGAAAAUGGAGACA